Molecule: messenger RNA, 1502 nt
Organism: Chlamydomonas reinhardtii
Lineage: Eukaryota; Viridiplantae; Chlorophyta; Chlorophyceae; Chlamydomonadales; Chlamydomonadaceae
Exons: 7
Coding region: 118-936 (272 amino acids)
Biological process (GO): SNARE complex assembly
Cellular component (GO): endosome; lytic vacuole
Molecular function (GO): SNARE binding
Source: RefSeq, a predicted model, not a curated record
UUUAUGUGGACUAGCCCCUGAACCCGCUUUACCUACUAGAUAGCUCUUGACUCCAUGCUUGGACAGCUCAACAAGGCUGCCCGUUUGGGCCGGCCCGCUCCUGCAGCUCGACGGGCCAUGCGCGUGCGAUGCGCAGCUGUUGCCGCGCCGACACAGCAGAAGCUCAUUGCGCUGGACUUUGAUGGCGUGGUGUGCGACUCGGUCGGGGAGAGCAGCCUGUCCGCCUUCAAGGCCGCCGCCAUCCUGUGGCCGCACAUCUUCGAAACACCCGCUGCCGAGUCCCGCAAGGGGGAGCUGGUAGAGAAGAUGCGGGCCGUGCGCCCCGUGGUGGAGACCGGGUAUGAGAACAUCGUUCAGAUCCGGGCCCUGUACGAGGGCGUGUCGGUGGACGACAUGCUGAGCAGCUGGGAGCACCUGCUGCCAGCCAAGAUGGCGGAGUGGGGGCUGCAGCGAGGAGACAUGGUGGAGUUGUUCGGGCGGGUGCGUGACGACUGGAUCGCGGCCGACCUGGCUGGCUGGCUGGCGCCCAACCGCAUCUACGACGGCGUGGCGGACCCGGUGCGCACGGCGCUGGCGGCACACCACGUGUACAUCGUCACCACCAAGCAGGCGCACUACACAGAGAUCCUCUUGCGCGACAUGGCGGCAGUGCCCUUCCCGGCAGACCGCAUCUUCAGCCAGACCGUGUCGGGCCGCCCCAAGGGCGAGGUGCUGGCCAACCUGGCGGCGGCGCACCCGGGCGCAGCCGCCAAGAUAUUCGUGGAGGACAAACUCAGCACGCUGGAGAAGGUGGCCAAGGACCCCUCCCUGUCCGACUGGAAGCUGUUCCUGGUGGACUGGGGGUACAACACCCCCGCCGAACGCGCCCGCGCCGCCGCCCACCCCGCCAUCACCGUGGUGGACAAGCAGCAGUUCGUGGAGCUGCUGCAGCCCUGAGAAACAGGAGGAGGAGAGGGAGGAGGAGGCAUGUGGAGGGAGGAGGCGGAACAGGAGGAGGAGGCGGAGGCAUGUGGAGGGACGUCUGGGGGCUGUGUUGCGUAGUUGCGUCACUCACUUCUGUCGCCUGGUGUGAUCUUGUACGCGUGUGUGGUGCUCCUCGGCGUGCGCUUUGGGUGAUGCUGAUUGCUUCGUGAGUUUCGGGCUUGUGUAUGACUGUAUGGUCCAGGUGAGGAAAAGCACAGCUGCAGAUUGUGUGGUUGUGCGUGUGAUCUGAUGUCGUAAGAGAGAGGUCAUUGCGAUGAGCGCUAUGGUGGUAGCCUCAAGAAGUGUCGUGCAACAUGAAUGCCAAGUGACUGGGUGCGGUAACUCGGCUCGGCGCAUGUAGGCGACGUUGACGGCCGUUGCAGGACUGCUGCAGGACUCGUAUGGUGCUAGUUUGAACUGCGCUACUGCGGUGUGCAUGGGUGUGUUUUGGUUCCGUGCAUACCGGGUGCGGGUGCGGGUGAGCAGCUUGUGUGGGGAUGAGGCUGAUGGUAGGACUCGACAUGGACUAUGUUACAUUC